This is a messenger RNA of Pipistrellus nathusii (Nathusius's pipistrelle), 2787 nucleotides long. NCBI's taxonomy places the organism in Eukaryota, Metazoa, Chordata, Mammalia, Chiroptera, Vespertilionidae. The record is from the annotation of a GenBank genome assembly.
AUGGUGCAAAAUGCGGACCACAGCCCAGCCCAGCCUGGAAAUGGUGGCUGUGGGCACUGGGGUGGGAUCAUGAGCCGGAGUCUGCUGUGUAAUAUCUGCUGCUUUUUGGGACUGUUGCCCUUUUGGAUACAGUGCGUAUCUUCUGCCAGCAGGUGUGCUGUUCAGCAUGAAGUAGCUGACUGCAGUCACCUGAAGUUGACUCAGAUACCCGAUGACCUCCCGGCAAACAUAACAGUGCUGAAUCUGACCCACAAUCAACUCAGAAAAUUACCACCUGCCAAUCUUACAAGAUACAGUCAACUUACUAUCCUAGAUGCAGGAUUUAACUCCAUCUCAAAACUGGAGCCAGAAUUGUGCCAAAAACUCCCCUUGUUGAAAAUUUUGAACUUCCAACACAAUGAGCUGUCUCAACUUUCUGACAAAACCUUUAUCUUCUGCCAGAAUUUGUCUGAACUCCAUCUUGGAUACAACUUAAUCCAUAAAAUUCAAAAUAAUCCCUUUAAAAACCUGAAGAAUUUAAUCAGAUUAGAUCUAUCUCAUAAUGGCUUAUCAUCUACUAAAUUAGGAACUGAACUCCAACUGGAAAAUCUCCAAGAGCUCCUAUUAUCAAAUAAUAAAAUUCAUGUACUAAGUGGUGAAGAACUUGGUUUCCUUGGCAAUUCUUCUUUAAAAAAAUUAGAGUUGUCUUCAAAUCAAAUUAAAGAGUUCUCUCCAGGGUGUUUUCAUGCAAUUGGAAAAUUGUUUGGUCUCUCUCUAAACAAUGCCCAGCUGGGCCCCAGUCUCACCGAGAACCUUUGUCAGGAACUGUCAAACACAAGCAUCCAGACUCUCUCCCUGAGCGGCACUCAGCUGUACAAAACAAGCAACACGACUUUCGCUGGACUCAAGCAGACAAACCUCACCGUGCUCGAUCUUUCCUAUAAUGGCUUAAAUGCCAUUGGCAAUGACUCCUUUGCGUGGCUUCCACAUCUAGAAUAUCUCUUUCUGGAGUAUAAUAACAUAGUACAUUUGUCUUCUCGCUCCUUCUAUGGGCUUUCCAAUGUGCGAUACCUGAACUUGAGAUGCUCCUUUACGAAACAAAGCAAUUCCCUCUCUUUGUCUCCCAAGAUUGAUGAUUUUUCCUUUCAGUGGCUAACAAGUUUGGAGCAUCUUAACAUGGACAAUAACAACUUGCCAGGCAUAAAAAGCAACAUGUUCGCGGGACUCACACAGCUGCGAUCCUUAAGUCUAGCCAACUCCUUCACCGGUUUGCAAACGUUGACAAAUAAAACAUUUGAAUCACUUGCUCGUUCUCCUUUACUGAUGCUCAACCUGACAAGAAAUAAAAUCUCAAAAAUAGAGAGGGGAGCUUUUUCUUGGUUGGGACACCUAAAGGUACUGGACCUCGGCAUUAAUGACAUCGGGCAGGAACUCACGGGCCAGGAAUGGAGAGGCCUAGAAAACAUUGUUGAAAUCUACCUUUCCUACAACAAAUACCUGCAACUGACAAGCAGCUCUUUUGCCUCGGUCCCAAGCCUUCGACAGCUGAUGCUCCGAAGGGUGGGCCUUAAAAACCUGGAUAGCUCCCCUUCCCCUUUCCGCCCUCUCGCCAAUAUGACCAUCCUCGACCUGAGCAACAACAACAUAGCCAACAUCAACGAUGAGCUGUUGGAGGGUCUGGACAGACUGGAGAUUCUGGAUUUGCAGCAUAACAACUUAGCCCGGCUCUGGAAACAAGCAAACCCUGGCGGUCCUGUGAAUUUUCUGAAGGGUCUUUCUCGCCUCCACAUCCUUAAUUUAGAGUCUAACGGCUUUGAUGAGAUCCCGGCAGAGGCCUUCAAGGACUUGCUUCAGUUAAAGAGCAUCAGUUUAGGGUUGAAUAAUUUGAAUGUACUUCCACCGUCCAUCUUCGACAAGCAGGCAUCUCUAAAGUCGUUGAGCCUUCAGAAGAACCUCAUCACGUCAGUUGAGAAGGCUGUUUUCGGGCCGGCUUUCAGGAACCUGAGUAAUUUAGACAUGCGCUUUAAUCCGUUCGACUGCACGUGUGAGAGCAUUGCCUGGUUUGUUACCUGGCUCAAUGCUACCCACACCAAUAUCUCUGAGCUCUCAAGCCACUAUCUCUGCAAUACCCCGCCACAAUACCAUGGUUUCCCAGUGAUGCUUUUUGAUAUAUCACCCUGCAAAGACAGUGCCCCCUUCAAGUUCCUCUUUAUAGUAAAUACCAGCAUCCUGUUGAGUUUUAUCUUUAUUGUACUGUGCAUCCAUUUCGAAGGCUGGAGGAUAUCCUUCUACUGGAAUGUUUUAGUGCAUCGCGCUCUCGGUUUCAAAGAAAUGGAUAGACAGCCAGAGCAGUUUGACUAUGUGGCGUAUAUAAUUCACGCCUAUGAAGAUAGGGACUGGGUCUGGGAGAACUUCUCCCCGAUGGAAGAGCAAGAUCAAACUCUCAGAUUUUGUCUGGAAGAAAGGGACUUUCAGGCAGGUGUCCUUGAACUUGAAGCAAUUGUGAAUAGCAUCAAAAGGAGCAGGAAAACCAUUUUUGUUAUAACACAGCAUCUACUGAAAGACCCAUUAUGCAAAAGAUUCAAGGUGCAACAAGCAGUUCAGAAAGCUAUUGAACAAAACCUGGAUUCCAUUAUCUUGAUCUUUCUUGAGGAGAUUCCAGAUUAUAAACUGAACCACGCACUCUGCUUGCGAAGAGGAAUGUUUAAAUCUCACUGCAUUUUGAACUGGCCAGUUCAGAAAGAACGGAAAAAUGCCUUCCAUCAUAAAUUGCAAGUAGCACUUGGGUCCAGAAAUUCAGUACAUUAG